AAGAUACAGAAAUCCCUAGAUAGGACUAAAUCUGGCUGAACUAAACGAAGACACUCUGAUACCUACAAAUGAUAAGAGAAUUGAAUUUUUUAUCAUAUAAUUAAGAAAAUAUCAUUUCCAAUCCAGCAAACCUAUAAUAUUUUAAACAUGAAUGGUAUAAUACCUGAAAUGGAACAAAUCAUUAGUCAACUUGAAAGGGGAACUGUAGUAACAAAAUUUUUUUCAAGAAAAAGACCAGAAAAGAAAACUCUUAUGAUAAGAAGAGAAACUAGACAAAUCGUAUGGUCACGGAGUGCAACGUUUAGACCAUUUGAUGGUUCAGUCGAAAUAAGAGAAAUCAAAGAAAUUAAAGUAGGGAAGCAUUCUAAAGAUUUUGAGAAGUGGCCAGAAGAUGCAAAAAGAAUAGAAAAUCUUAGAUGUUUUGUUGUAUAUUAUGGUUCUGAAUUUCGCCUUAAAACUCUUUCAAUUUCUGCUCUUAGUGAAAAAGAGUGUGAACUUUGGGUAAAAGGAUUACGUCGGUUGGUUCAAGAUACUAUAAAAGCUCCUUAUCCUUUACAAGUUGAAAGAUGGCUAAGAAAAGAAUUUUAUGCAAUGGAAAAUUCAAGGGAAACAGUUACUUUAAAAGAUAUAAAAGCAUUUUUACCUAGAGUUAAUUGUAAAACAGCAACAAAUAAACUUAGGGAACUUUUUCAAGAAAUAGAUACAAGAAACAGAAAUGAACUUGGCUUUGAUGAUUUUGUUGCACUUUAUCAUAAACUCAUCUUUGAUCAAAGUAAUCUUACAGAUUGGAGUAAAUUACUUAAUUAUUCUAAAACGGGACAGAUUGUUACAGUACAAGAGUUCCAAAAUUUUUUAAUAACUGAACAACAAGAUCCUUUAGGAAAUAAUGAGGUUGAAGUAUCGUGUUUCAUUAGAGAUUAUUUACAAGAUCCUCAAAGGGAUGUACAGGAACCGCACUUUACGUUCUCGGAAUUUAUCGAUUUCCUGUUUUCGAAACAAAAUUCAAUAUGGGAUUCAAAAUAUUCACGAAUUUAUCAAGAUAUGACUAAACCUCUUGCACAUUAUUGGAUAGCAUCAUCACAUAAUACAUACUUAAUGGGAGAUCAAAUUAGCAGUGAAAGUAGUUGUCAAGCUUAUGUUCGCGCGUUAAGAGCUGGAUGUAGAUGUAUAGAACUUGAUUGUUGGGAUGGGCCAGAUGGAAUGCCCUUUAUUUUUCAUGGGCACACACUCACUACAAAGAUUAAAUUUUUAGAUGUCAUUAAAACCAUCAAAGAGCAUGCUUUUGCUACCUCUGAUUAUCCUGUUAUUUUAUCCAUUGAGGAUAAUUGUACUUUACCACAACAACGUAAAAUGGCAAUUACAAUGCAAGAUGUAUUUGGCGAUAUGUUAUUAGUUCAACCUGUAGAUAAAAAUGAAACUUCUUUACCAUCACCACAUGCACUGAGAAGAAAAAUUAUAUUGAAACAUAAAAAACUACCUGAUGGCGUAGAUGAAACAUCAUUUCUGAUUCGAAAUGAUGAAAGUAGGCAAGAAAUGGAUCUUCGAAAUACAGUUAAAAAUGGCAUUCUUUAUCUUGAAGAUCCCGUUGACAGAGAAUGGAAUCCACAUUUUUUUGUAUUAACACAGCAGAAACUAUUUUACACAGAUACAUUUUCUAGAACCCAAGAAACUGAACACGAUGAUGAUGAAGAAACUGUAGUUCGACGACCGACUGAUGGAGUACCAAAUGACGAAUUACAUUUUGGAGAAAAAUGGUUUCACGGUAAAUUAGCAAGAGGAAGAGAAGAAGCAGAAGAAUUACUACGACGUUAUUCGCACCUCGGUGAUGGCACAUUUUUAGUUAGACAGUGUGUUACAUUUGUGGGUGAUUACUGCCUUUCAUUUUGGCGCAAAGGAAAAGUAAAUCAUUGCCGUAUUAAACUGAAACAAGAAAUGGGUCAAACACAAUAUUAUCUGAUUGAUACAAAUUGUUUUGAUAGUUUAUAUAGUUUAAUUACACAUUAUCGCAAUCAUCCAUUAAGAAGUCAAGAAUUUUUAAUCACGCUUCAAGAACCUGUCCCACAACCAAACAAACACGAAGAAAAAGAAUGGUGGCAUGCUGAAUGUACUCGAACUCUAGCCGAAGAAAUGUUAAAACGAAUUCCUACAGAUGGUGCAUUUUUAGUAAGACCAAGUGAAAAAGAAAGCAAUUCUUAUGCUAUAUCUUUUAGAGCAGAGAAAAAAAUUAAGCAUUGUAGGAUUAAACUAGAAGGACGUUUAUAUACUAUUGGUACUGUACAAUUUGAAAGUUUGGUUGAAUUAGUUAAUUAUUAUGAAAGGCACCCGUUAUAUAAAAAAAUUAAAUUAAGCCACCCUGUAAAUCAAGAUGUUAUUAGAAAGAUGGAAUUGGAUAUAGAUGAUGGAUCUGUUUAUGGUAUUCCCGGUUAUAUGGACCCUACUAGUUUUACGUCAAAAGUGACUGUAAAAGCUAUAUAUGAUUAUAAAGCAAGGAGGGAUGAUGAAUUAACAUUAGUAAAACAUGCUAUAAUAACAAAUGUACACCGACAAAGUGGUGGUUGGUGGCGAGGAGAUUACGGCGGUAAAAGGCAACAUUGGUUUCCCGCUAGUUACGUGGAAGAAAUAAAACCGCAAGAAAACCAAGGAGAUUCAGCAGAUUCUAUGAUGUUUGGUAGCCUACAAAAAGGCUCAUUAGACAUUAUGGGUGCUGUGGUUGAAUUAAGAGUAGGAGGUCGAUCUGGAUUAGAAUGGAUACUAAGAAUACAAAAUCCUAGUAUGUGUUCAGUAUUUGAAGUAGCAACUUCAUCGAAAGAUACAGCACUAGAAUGGAUGUCCAGUAUUAAAGAAACUGCACAAAAUGCCAGUGUUAGAGAAAAUCAACACAAAGAAAUGGAACGUGCAUGGAGAAUAGCUAAAGAAAUGUCUAAUCUAAUAGUUUAUUGUAGAUCCGUCGCAUUUAAUUUAGACAGAAUAAAAACAAAAGGUUUUGUAUUUAAUGAAAUGAGUAGCUUCCCUGAGACAAAAGCUGAGAAACUUAUGUGUCAGCAAGAAAACAAGUUUUUUAUAAAAUAUCAUCAGAUUCAAUUUAGCAGAGUAUAUCCAAAAGGACAACGUAUCGAUUCAUCAAAUUAUAAUCCUGUGCCAAUGUGGAAUGCUGGUUGUCAGAUGGUAGCACUGAAUUAUCAAACUGGUGAUAAAUCAAUGCAGCUUAAUCAGGCAAAAUUUAAAGAAAACGGCAGUUGUGGUUAUAUUUUAAAACCGGAAUUCAUGUUUAGAGAUGAUUUUAAUCCGUAUGAUAAAAACUGUUCACAUGGAAUGGAAUCACUUAAGUUUUCUUUAAAAGUUAUUGGUGCAAGACAUUUAAUUAGAUCAGGAAGAGGUAUAGCUAGCCCUUUCAUUGAAAUUGAAAUUAUAGGAGCUGAUUUUGAUUCUGGUAUAAAAUUAACAACAAGAACAAUACCUGAUAAUGGAUUUAACCCCACGUGGAAUGAAUCUUGCGAGUUCGAAGUUUUUAAUCCAAACUUCGCCUUCAUACGAUUCGUUGUGCAGGAUGAAGAUAUGUUCGGUGAUAGUAAUUUUAUUGGACAAGCCACUUAUUCUGUUCGAUGUUUACGACCAGGAUAUAGAAGCAUCCCAUUAAAAAAUAAUUAUAGUGAAGAUCUUGAACUCGCAUCAUUAUUGGUACAUCUUCGAAUUACAUCUUCAGCCACACAUUCACAUAGUUUGUGAAACCAAUACUAAAUUACAGACUUUAAGGUGUUUGAUACAUAAUCAGAGACGGAAAAAGGUAAACGUUCAAAAUUUACAUUUCUUCAUAAAGUAGUUCUUACAUUUAUGUAUAUAGCAUUAUAUAAUACGAAUCCUAUCAUUUCAGAUUAUUAUUUAACAUAAAUACUAUUACAUGAAAUAUUUUAAUCUAAAUCAGAAGUUAACUGAAAUACUAUUAUAAAACAGACUGGUUAUCUACAAGAAUUGAAAUCUUCAAAUUGGAAUCAAUGAUUAUGAAGGAAUAUACUUUUCUUUUUGUAACCAAUUACAUAGAUAAUUUAAAGACAUUAUAUGCUAUGUAUAAUAUAAACAAAGUAGCUAUUACAGUAUUGAAAAAGUAAUAGAUAUUAAACAUAGUCGAAUAUGAGGAAACGCAAUAUCUUUAAAAACGUGACAUAUUAAUAAGAUGAGAUUAAAAAAAAAAUCUUUAUUAUAUGUAAAAAGAUCAUUGUGAUUUAGCAUAGACUAUCUUUAUACUUUUUAUGUAAAGAAUAACAAAUCAGGCACUGACAUAUCGAGAUACAUCUUCAAGUUGUAUUAUAUCACUUCUUUCAUUCAGACAAAAAAAGUAGAUACGAAUAACGAGGCCUUCAGCUAUGAUAUAUUUUAGACUGAAUCAAUAUGUACAAUACGCUUCUAAUUCUUUUAAUAAGAAUGGUGUUUUCAUAUUAAUACUAUUUAUUUAUUGUUUCAAAGCUAUAUAAUUUUAAUUUAGUAAUGUAGUAUAUAAAAAAACUAAACGAUGAGAGGCUCAUUACUAAAUGAUAUACAUACAUGUGUAUUGCCUUUCAUAUAAAAUCAUAAACUUUGGGCUAUAUAAAAUGAGAUAUAAAUGUACUUAUUGAAGUAAUGUAUCAUGAAGUUACGUAUUCAGUAAUAGUAUUGGAAACCAGAAAAAAAUAAUUCUGAAUACAAUUAAUUAAACUUACACACUUAUUAAGAAAUAUUACAAUAAGCAUGUUAUAUCUCAUUUAUAUGUUAUAUAUUUUAUAUUCCUAACAUUUUUUUAUCAUCGUUCCUAUUGAUACAAAAUUUUAUAUUUAAAAAUAAUAUUACUAUAAAUUACUUGUUAGAAACAAGGAAAUAGUAAUGGAAGUUUUUGAUAUAAUUUUAUGUAGUAUAUUAACCUUUUCGCUAUCGCCGUUUAAGGAAAAAGUCUUUAUUCACAGCUCAAGUUUCAAAUUUUCAACAUGUUACAUAAUAUGACAUAUAUUUUUACAUAUAUAAUAAUGGGAAAUGACAAGUAAAAAGUCUAAGCGGCUUUUAGAAUGCGUUACAUAUUUGUGAUGCGUGGUAGCGAAAAGGUUAAGUACAUUAUUUGUAUACUUCAUAACUUUUUUUUUUACAUUAUAAUUAAAUAAUAUUCUAUUGUUUAGUAAUUUUAAUAGAAAUUUAAUUAAAAAAAUAUAAUUUUUUGUAUAAUUUCUUGUUUUUAUAAGGAUAUGUUAUGCUUAUAAUUAUAAUAAUAUUUCACUAAUAUGUCUUCAUUUUGUAAUAGUUAAUUUAAAUAUACAAUAACAAUAACGCUAUUGAUUAAAUCAGCUUCCUAAAAUCACAUACAUGAUUAAAAUGAUAAAUUAUUCUAAUACCACAUGCAUAUUAAAAAUAUAUUCAUAUAUAUAUUCGGUAUAAUUAAAUACUAUGUACACAACCAAUUCAUAAAAAUGAAGAAUAAAAUAUAUGUUAUUAUUUGUUCAUUAUUA
Molecule: messenger RNA, 5468 nt
Organism: Bombus pascuorum
Lineage: Eukaryota; Metazoa; Arthropoda; Insecta; Hymenoptera; Apidae
Gene: sl
Product: 1-phosphatidylinositol 4,5-bisphosphate phosphodiesterase gamma-1
Exons: 19
Coding region: 148-3726 (1192 amino acids)
Biological process (GO): phospholipid catabolic process; phosphatidylinositol-mediated signaling; positive regulation of epithelial cell migration
Molecular function (GO): phosphatidylinositol-4,5-bisphosphate phospholipase C activity; calcium ion binding; protein binding
Source: RefSeq, a predicted model, not a curated record